This is a messenger RNA of Dermatophagoides pteronyssinus (European house dust mite), 1917 nucleotides long. RefSeq names its product putative transporter slc-17.2. Gene Ontology annotation, cellular component: membrane. NCBI's taxonomy places the organism in Eukaryota, Metazoa, Arthropoda, Arachnida, Sarcoptiformes, Pyroglyphidae. The record is from RefSeq and is a predicted model, not a curated record. Gene Ontology annotation, molecular function: transmembrane transporter activity. Gene Ontology annotation, biological process: transmembrane transport; monoatomic anion transport.
CAUUCAUUCAACAACAGUUCGAAAUACGCAAAUAAUCAUCAACUUUUUUUUCAAACGACAAAUGGAUAUAAUAAACAUUUGUCAUUAAACAAUCAAAUUAUUCUUUUCUUUACAUCAGCAUCAAUUAUUCCGUUAUCGAAUAAUUUGAUUUUCAUCAUCAUUGAAGAAAUCGUAAUUCAUCAUAAAGUUUUCAAACAAACAAACAAAAUCGACAAUCAUGCGUUAUUGUCAACUAUCAAGUUUUAGUCAUAUAUAUUUGGAUGAAUAUAAAGAACCAAAACCAUCAUUAUUAUGUUCGAUACGGGUAUUGAUUGCUUUAUUAUCAAUGUUGGGCACAUCCAUUAUGUAUAUAACUCGUGUAAAUCUAAAUAUUGCAAUUUUGGCAAUGGUACAAUCAAAAGAACCAGAUCCGGCAUUGAAAACAAUUGAAAUGCUGGCCAAUUCAUCGGCCAAUAUUUUACUUACAAAUCCACCGGCUGUUAUUAAUCAACAAAUGAUACUUGAACCAAUUCCAUUAGAAACAAAUGGUAAUGGUGAAUUUGAAUGGACUCCUCCACAACAAGGAAUUAUACUUGGAUCAUUUUUCUAUGGCUAUUUAUCCACACAAGUUAUUGGAGGACGUUUAGCUGAAUCAUAUUUACCACCGGAUAAACUUAUAUUCAUUGCUUUAUCAUCAUCGGGAAUUAUUAACUUAAUGACACCAUUUUUGGCUAGAAAUUCAUGGCUAUUAUUCAUUUGUAGUCGUAUUUUAUUGGGAGCAUUUCAAGGAGUUGUUUAUCCAGCAUUUUAUUGUCUAUUUUCACGUUGGAUUCCAUCAAAUGAACGUAGUACAUUUGUACCAUGGUUAGAUGCUGGUAGUAUUAUGGGAACAAUAUUAAUAUCGGCAUCAUCCGGAAAAAUAAUCCUUUAUUUUUCCAGUUUUGGUGGUUGGCCAGUUGUAUUCUAUUUUUCAGGUGUUUUGGCAUUAUUAUGGAGUCUAUUGUGGAUUAGUUUUGUUCGAUCAAAUCCUGAAGAUCAUCCAUUAAUAACAAAAGAAGAACUAGUUUUAUUAGCCAAUGAUAAACAAAACCAACAACAAGAUAAUCAAUCAAAAAAUAUUAGUCCAUAUUGGUUAAAUAUUUUAACAUCACCGAUAUUUCUUGGUGUUUUAACAACAAAAAUUUGUUAUGGUGUUGUUUUUGAUUUUGUUAGUCAAAAAAUCCCUGCCUAUUUACAAAGUGUAAUUGGUUUACCUGUUGAUGAAACUGGUAUUUCAUUUUCAUUCAUUAUGAUUGGUUAUAUGGGAACAUUAUUAUCAUGUGGUAUGAUUGCUGAUUAUAUAAUCAAAAAUUCUUCAUUGAAAACUGGAACUGUACGAAAAUUAUUUCAAUUUAUAUCCGCUUUGAUGAUGAUUGUAUCAUUAAUAUUAAUAUCGGAAAUUGGUUUAUCAAAAUGGCCAAAUGUAUUUCUAUUGGCUGCAUUAAUGCUUGGUUAUGGAUUUACAUCGGGUGGUGAUAUACCAUCAGUUGUUGAUAUUAGUGGUCCAAUUUCGGGAACCGUAUUUGCUCUAAUGAAUACAAUAUGUUCGAUUAGUGGUUUUGUUGUACCAUAUUUAGUUGGUAUUGUAAUUGCACCAUCACCAACAUCAAUUAGUUUAUGGCGUUGUUUGUUUAUUUCUGGUGCCAUAAUAAUGGGUAUUGGUAUAUUUUCAUUCAUAACAUUUUCAUCAGCAAAUCUACAAACACAUUGGUUACGACAAAAUGAAUCGGAUGAUGAUGAUGAAGAAGCAUUAAAAAUACCUGUCGUACAAUUUGAAUAUAAAAAUUCAUUAUCAAUAAGCUUGGUACCACAAUCAAAUUACAUUCCAAGAUAUGAUACAUUCCCUAUUGGAUCCAUAGAUCGUUAUAAUCAAAAAUUAUAAUCUAGUCUCAUUAUUUU